This is a messenger RNA of Prorocentrum cordatum, 1342 nucleotides long. NCBI's taxonomy places the organism in Eukaryota, Dinophyceae, Prorocentrales, Prorocentraceae. The record is from the annotation of a GenBank genome assembly.
AGGCCGUUUCGGCUCACCAGUUUGCGUUUCCCGGCCGCCGCUCUGUUAAGUCUGGUGCUCCUUGUCGAUAUCUUCCGCUUGAUUGCCUUCUUUCCAAGCUGAGGAUAUGGCCGGGCGGAAAGACAAAGGAGUGUCAAUCAAGGAGCCACAAGCUGUGAGUUUACCCAGGAACGAUAAAGGAGGGAUCCUAAUCACAGAAGACGAGUUGAAGGUCGCGUGGGAUUUCUUCGACACGGGGGGGAAGUCGAAGCUGACCACCAACGACAUCAAGAAACGCCUGCAGACGUUCUACAAGGACCGCCUUCCCCGGGCGCGCCGGGCCUCCGCCUCGUGCACCGCCAGAGCACGUCAUCUUUCUGCGCCAUUGCUCUGGCCAGGUCGCCCUAGGGCGCGAGACUACGCGAACACGCCCGGCUCGAAAAAGUCGAGACUCCAGGACAUAUCAACCAAGGAGGUCAAGUUCCUCUUGAAUAAUCAGCCGGAGAUAACGUUCGAGGAGCUGUUCGCUUUGCUCAAGGACAAUCAGCUGACCAACUUCGACCCUGUGAAGGAGGCCUUCAAGGUCUACGACCCGCACGGUACAGGGUUUGUCGACAUGGAGGUCAUCAAGUCUUUUUUCAAGGACCUCGGGUACGGCGACAUCUCCGAGGAUGACGCGAAGAUCAUCCUCGAAACCGCGGACGGGGACAAGGAUGGCAGGAUCGGCCUGGACGACUUCCGCAUGAUGGUGCCCUUCGGGCAGCCUCGCGAGGAUGCCGACGCUUCCGGCGACUGAGCCUCCUCGGCUACCAGCAUGCGCGUAUGCGCGCACCCUGCUUAUAUUGGUCGCCAUGAAGACCUCCGUUCCUUCGUUGCAAAUCUGCUGGACCUGCGUUCUCAUUCCUUCGCGGUGAGAACGCCUGCUUGCUGUGCAGGCCGCGGGAUGCCCUCUUCGUCUGCCUUCUAGCUGGCCUUGCCAGGCUUCGCUUUGAAGCUUGUGCUGUUGAUGGCCGCGUCUCACCCCUCUGUCUCGGCGCCCAACUCGUUCAAUCUUGCGGACGGAUCCUCGCAGCAGCCUGGCGAGGAUAUCUUGCUGGUUGUGUCCUGUGCGCUUUCUCGCCAUGCUGCAGGCAAGCUGCUGUGCGCUGGGCUGGCUCGCCUUGGACUGAAUGCCGAGCGUCCUUUGUAUUUCAAGCGCCGACGGUCCUCGCGAGCAAAAAGGGCAGGCACGAUGCUGGAGUUGGUGGUGGCUUUGCGCAGCUGCUCGUGUGGUUGGCGAUGCCAUGUCGAGCUGCCACCACGCAGCCACGUCCGAUUUCUAGUUCGACUUCUUGGCAUGGGUGGGCCUCCCUCUGCUUUCUGG